GUGUUCGAUCUACAGCUGCUAGGUUUUUUUUUAUUCUCUCUCUUCUUUUGGAGAUUUCUGCUGCAGUAACUCGGAUUUGAUAACUCUAUAUGCCGUGAUGGGUGGCCAAUAUGUUUCAAAUAAUGUUAAGACCUCACUUGGUCCCGUCGGACUCGAUCGGAUGCUUACCAAGGAUAUUAUUGGUGAUAUAGACGCUGCUACUGUUCUUAGGAUGUUGAGGAGGUGGGGGGUCAAACAACCAGCUACCAAUGUAUUUGAUAUAACAAGAAAUCCCGUGACAGCUUGCCAGGCUGCUUCAAAAAAUAUUAAGACCUCACUUGGUCCCGUCGGACUCGAUCGGAUGCUUACCAAUGAUAUUAUUGGUGAUAUGACCAUUACAACGGACGCUGCUACUAUUCUUAGGAUGUUGAGGAGGUGGGGGGUCAAACACCAAGCUACCAAGAAUAGACCAGAGAAAGGAUGCGAGGACAAGUGUCUAUCUAAAUUGAAAAGACUCAAGAAUAGACUCAAUAGUCGUAGAUUUACUCAAAAGUAUUAGUUGAUUCAUUUUGUCACAUCUUCUUCAUUUUUUGGGGGUUUUGGAUACGGAGUUCAGUCUAAUUUAGAACAGAUGAAUGAAGUUUUCAUAUCUAAUGCCUGAGAUGCUUUUUUUCAUAUCUAAUGCUUGAGAUGCUUUUUUUCUAUACUCGUUUGAGUGUGCAUUUUUUAACAUCUAAAGAGUGUAGUAUGUAUGACCUAUUAAUAAUGGAUUUGUAGAGACCCUCAAGCA
Molecule: messenger RNA, 769 nt
Organism: Camelina sativa (false flax)
Lineage: Eukaryota; Viridiplantae; Streptophyta; Magnoliopsida; Brassicales; Brassicaceae
Molecular function (GO): ATP-dependent protein folding chaperone
Source: RefSeq, a predicted model, not a curated record